GCUUGGAAGGCAGUGGAUGAAUGUUGAAAAUGUCGUAGACUGUAAAAGUUUGAGGGUGCGAACCCAGGCACGAUGGGGUUUUUAAGGCUUUGGAUACGAGUGAAUAUUAGGGCUCCAUUUUGAAGACUGGAGUCAGAAACUAUUUUCAGGAGAAUCCCUCUCCUCAGGAGUUGGAAGGCAUCAGUGGUCCCCGGAGUCCAAAGUAUUGAAUUGGUUUGGAAAUCCACUGAACAUGAGUUUCCUAAAUGUUAUUAUCGCUGAUCUCAUUUUCUGUAUCAAAGAAAAGAGAUCCCCUUGGUUCUCGAAAAUUUUUUAAAAAGGGUACCCUCAAAGGUACCCAGACAAAGCAGACACUUUUGGGAAAAGUGGGUAAUGCUGGGGAACCGGGAAGCUUUGUGCCACUUUUGGCAGUAGUCAGAGUUAGCAAGACCUCGCGGCGCGCGGCUGCUAAAGGGCAUUGGCUGCCCGGGUCCUCCAGAGUGAGCUAGAACAGACAUCUCUGUGGUCAAUUAAACAGAGUGGGUCCUCUCUUCCCCGCCUGGCGGAAGUGCACACAAACGUAAUUGCAGCUCUGGGAAGAUGGCGGAGGAAGAGCAAAGAAAAAAAAUCCCUCUGGUUCCAGAAAAUCUCCUGAAAAAGAGGAAGGCUUAUCAGGCCCUCAAAGCUACCCAGGCAAAGCAAGCGCUUUUGGCAAGAAAGGAGAGAAAAGGAAAACAGUUCAGAUUUAAGCGACUGGAAUCAUUCCUACAUGAUUCCUGGCGGAAGAAACGUGACCAGGUGCGUGUCAGACGACUAGAAGUGAAACCUCAUGCUUUGGAAAUGCCUGAUAAACAUUCCUUGGCCUUUGUUGUACGCAUCCAAAGGAUUAGUGGGGUGAGUUUGCUGGUGCAGAGGACCAUUGCAAGACUUCGUCUGAAGAAAAUAUUUAGUGGUGUCUUUGUUAAAGUCACCCCAAAAAGCCUAAAAAUGCUGCGGGUAGUAGAACCUUAUGUGACUUGGGGAUUUCCAAAUCUGAAGUCUGUCCGGGAACUCAUCUUGAAACGUGGACAGGCAAAGAUCAAGAAUAAGACCAUCCCCUUGACAGACAACACAGUGAUUGAGGAGCACCUGGGGAGGUUUGAUGUCAUUUGUCUGGAAGAUCUCAUUCAUGAAAUUGCCUUCCCUGGGAAGUAUUUCUGGGAGAUCUCUAAGUUCUUGUGCCCUUUCCAUCUCUCUGUGGCCCGUCAUGCUACCAAAAAUAGAGUGGGCUUCCUCAAGGAGAUGGGCCUACCUGGUUAUCGGGGUGAACGCAUCAAUCAGCUCAUCCGCCAGCUGAACUAAACCCAGAAUAUCUGAAAGCAGUGCAUUGGAAGCACAUGUUUUUGUUUGAUGGAAUUGUUAUCAAGUAUCUUCAGAGAAGAUUAUUUUCUGCCUUAAGAAAAUGGAAGGAAGGGAUUGGGGAAGAGACAGUAGUUAUGAUCAUGGCAGGCACCUGUCAUCACAGACAAGUUCCAAGGAAAAAUUUCAUUGUUUCCUACAUUGACCCACCUCUGCCUCUGAAAUCAACACAUGCAAUGGAGAAAGAAGGCCUCCUUUGUCAGGGGUUUAAUGUUGGCGAAUGAGUAACCCAAGCAUGUAUACAAGGCCCCCUAAGACUUGUAGCAGUUGACCAAGUUUAGGAGCAUACUUGAAUCUAGAGGUCCCAAGAGUCUUGUUUUGAAAAGACUUGAAAUACUUAGGAAGAAAAGUACAAAAUCUGUGCUCUUCUGUCUCUGUUGAGUUCAUGUUCCACCUUUUGAACAACAGCUUUGUGAACUCUGAGACUUGCCUUGGCUCUAAGUGUAUCUGGGGGCUUUCUAUCCUGGCCUGCAACAGACUUAAGUUCCUUUCACUAGCUCAGAGUUUAAAAGAGGAAGAACCUUCACCAUGAACACAUAUACUCAAAAUUUUGCUUGGAAUUUCAGGGUGUUCAUAGACCCUUCUCUUUCAGGACCUAUACAUCUUCUGUGAGGAAGUCCUGUUCUUAUAAGCAUUUGGACUAGUCUUCUGGUUCCAUGUUCUGUAGAAACCAGCCAGUUGUGUUUCUGUUAAGAACAUAGUGGCACACACCUGUAAUCUCAAAAGCUCAGGAGACUGAGGCAAGAUUACAAAUUUGAGGCCAGCCUCAGCAAUUUAGCAAGACCCUGUCUCAAAAUUUUAAAAAGUGUGUGGGAUGAUGUAGCUCAGUGGUAAAGCAUCCCUGGGUUCAAUCCCCAGUACCAAAAAAUAGUGACAGAUUGUUCAAUUUGCACCAUCUAUAAUUCUACAUUAUUGACCAUUUCCCCUGCCUGGGGUUCAGGGUGAAAUUUCCAGGUUUCCCUGAUCAGCCUUCUCCUUAAAAUCCAGAUUAGGAAGAAGAGUCAUUUUCUUGUUUUGGCAUGAAUGAAAUUAGCACUAUUUGACUUUUAGGACCCAGACAGGCAACUCGCUUGGGUUUGUUUUUUCAUAUUCUGGACUUAAGUGUCCUUUAUCUUUCUGGUAAUGAGGUAGAUCAACAAGGCAUCUGGGGAUGUUAAUCCUGAAAAAAGUGCAUACUAUUUGUUUUCUAUCUACCCCUAAAAGUGGUACUCCCUCUGUUCCCUCACUUGCUUCAGCUUGCUGUCUAAGUUGCUGAGAAUGUCAGAGCCCACAUAAACUGAAAACAUGCUUAAUCAUUAUGUUUCUUGGUCUUUUGGGUCAGCUCUGCUGCACUUUUGGCUCUUGGAGACCCUCAAAUACAGCUAUGAAAAUUGAGUGAGAUGCAUAGGAAUGUCUUAAAAUGUGCCAGCUUAUGAGGUAAUUAAUUAGGUUUGGUUCCAGAGUUUAACCUGUGAGGAAGAUUCUAUAAAUGUGUUACUUACUUUUCUAUUGGAGAGCAUUGUGAAAUCAGAUUAUUUUAAAAUGAUGUAUCACAAAGUCAUGGAAAAACAGUUGUAGGUAGGGAAGCCUUGGGUUUAUAUCCCCCGUCUCUUACAAAAUAAGGGAACAAGGCUGGGCUCAGUGGCAGAAUGUUUGCCCAAUAUGCAUGAGGCCCUGGGUUCAGUCUGCCACACUGCAAAAAAUGGAAGAGAUACCUCUAGCUGGUCUAUUGCAUAGUUGUUAAAAACAAUAGUUUUAAAUUUAUAAUCCUACAUAAACAUUUAUAAAUUGUGCCCUUCCCUGUGUGUAACAUGCUAUAACAUUUCCCUGAGCAAGUUGUGGAACUAUCCUCAUUUCGGGGAAAACUACCUAUAUGUAGUCAUGAUAUGCUAAUAUGGGCUUUUCAUGACAAUAUACACACUAGGUAUGAUCUAGGUUUUGAAGGGAAAAUAGUUUAAGGAAUCAAGAGUAGAUGUAAAGAAAUUGAACUUUUUUUUGUGUGUGGUACUAUUGAUUGAACCAAGGAGUGUUCUGCCACUGACCUAGGCCUUAGCCCCCCUUUAUUUUCUCCCUUUUGAGACAAACUCACUAAAUUGCUGAGGCUGGCCUCAAAUUUUUAAUCCUGCCACGACUUCCCAAGCUACUGAAAUUAUAGGCCUGUUUUGUUUUUAAUGCUUUAGUAUUUAGUAUUCUUCAAAGUCAUUCUGGGACCAAGUUUUUAUCAGCUUUAAUUGUCAUCUGGAAAGUGGCUGUCAACGUGCCAUUUGGAUCCCAGGUUCACUUCCAUUACCACCCGAAUUGGGAUCAGGUUCUGUUAUGUCACUAAUCCCUAUGGGUCAAACCCAUUAGUGGUUUUAGGUGCUGGGAUAAGCCGGGGGGCCUCGCACAUGCUAGGCAAGAGCUCUGCCUCUGAGCUACAUCCACAUACCCCCAACCCCCUCUGGGACUUUGGAAAUGAAAAGGUGUCGCAGGUAGUAAAGUAUGAGAUGUGAGUUAACGUAUACCGACUGGCACAGAAUUUUAAAAAACUGAUAAUCGUGAUCCAGAAGUACCAAUACACAGCAACCCCUAUGAAGCUCCCAGGAGAAUUAGGUCCCAGUUGAAACAGGGUAUCCAGUUGGUAUCCAGGGUCGCAAGUUCAUGCAGGACACAGGCCCUACGACCUCGAGUCUCGGAAUCAUGCUGCCUCCGCCGAGCUGGGCUCCACCAAGACCGUUCUUACCCGAGGGUCUGCGAAGCAGGUGGCAGGGGCUCUAGGGCAGCGGCGGCGCUGGGGGAGUUUGCUGAACCCGCGGCUUCCCAGGGCUUGGGCCUUCGCGGGAGCUGAGAUGCCGUGGGGUCGCCAUGAGUCGCCGUGAUGUGGCGUUUCUCCAGGCCCGGAAGCUUCUGGCCAUGUUGAACCAGAUAUAGGAGCUGCGCCAGGGUUACCGAGGCCGGAGCUGACUCGGUGGGUUUGAGGGGUCUGCCACAGCUGCUGGAACUGCCAGGCCGCUCCAUACCCGGCUGCGAACCCUAGUUGGAAUAACAAGAAAGCACUUCCGGGUGUGGUGGGUGCAACCACUACGGAAGGAAACGAAGGGGAGGACGUAGAUCAUACCAAGCUGCCAAGACGUGGGGGCGGGGCGCUUGAGAACAGUGACCAACUCCGCGCAGAAACGUUUGAGACGCAAAAAUUUAGUCCACCUUAGAGUUCCCAACGUGUAAUGUACUUCAGAAUAAAAAGGAGAGGACACACCUCUGCAAAACGACUCACCUUUGCAUGCAUGCGUGCGUAGGCACCACGCAUGUACCUACCUACUUUCAUACUCGCUCCCUCCUCUUCCUCUUAUUUUUGCAGUAGUGAUGGGGAGUGAAUCCAGAAUCUCCUGCAUGUCUAGCAAGCCUCUACCACUGACUACACCCCAGCCACUAGUGAAUUUUUAAAUCUGAGGGUUGUGGGAACCCCUUAAUUUGUAUCACUCAAAUCACUUGGGUGACUUGGGGACUCUAAAUUUACAGCUGGCAUCUGAAGUCUUGUUGGGGACUGUGCCCUUUAACUUGCAGGCUCUUCACUAACUGGAUGGAGAGUGCCAGGAAUGAACUGCAGCACACCAGUUGGUAUUUAACAGAAUACUGAAUGAAGUGGGAACUCAACCCUCUGUGGCCUGGGUAAUCUAAAGAUCUUGCCCUCAGAAUUCCUUCCUCACUCACCAGAUUCACUUCCCUCGCCCCCAGAGUAUUAAAAAAAAAAAAAUUUUUUUUUAGUUGUAGAUGAACAGGAUAUUUUUAUUUUUAGGUAGUGCUGAGAAUCAAACCCAGCCCCUCACAGGUGCUAGGCAAGCGCUCUACCACUGAGCCACAAUACAGACCUUGCCAGGCUUACUUUCUUUCUCAGAUAUCCUUGGCCCUGGUUCAACUCCCAACAUCCUCACUUCGAGGCUCUGAUUUUCUGCUUCAUCAUUACCUUCUCUCCUGCUAAUCAGGUGCAAGAUGAACACCUCUCUGCAAGAUCAAAACUAACCUUGGGUGCCCUCGAAGCCACGAUAAAUAUGGAAUUUGUUCAGAAAUAGGGAGAGUAAAGUAUAUGGGUUUGGGAAAUGGAAGUCAUCUCAGCAUCAUCAUUCUUAAGUUCUUUCAUUUUGUCCCCAAGCAGGACAGGCCAAGGAAUCAGGGACCUUAAACACCACCAGUGCAACCCCCCUUAAUACAGUAAACUGUGCCCAUGAAAGGAAUAACAGAGCUGGGUUUGAAACAUCAGUCUCUCGACUUUCAACCCAGUACUAUCUCCCUGUAACAGACCACAUCUCCCUUGUUAGGGUCCCAGGUCCCUGUCCUAUGGGCAGUCAUCAAUGUGCAUGAAGAAAGCAGGGAGACAAAACAAGGAAAACUGAACAAAGCCAGAGACAGGGACACAGAUAAAUCUCACCCAGCUAUGUCCAGAGCCUUUCUAUGUAUCCACCAGGACCACAAAGGCUUAGAGGUUAUUUCAGCAGGCAUUAGCAAGGCCAGGCAUCAACCUCCAUGUAGAUAGACUCUGAAUACCUUCUAAAUCAUGUGUAACUUAUUAGACAUCUUUCAUCCAUGAUUUUUUUUUUUCUUUUUUGGUCCUGGCGAUCAAACCCAGGGCUUUGCACAUGCUAGACAAGCAUUACCGCUGAGCUACAUCCCCAGUCCCAUGAUAUUUCAUUUGUAUUUUAUUUUAUUUUUUUUUAAUUCUAGGGACUGUGUUCAAUGAUCCCCAGCACAGAGGGGGAAAAUCUCACAGAAUGAAAUGCCCUUGUCUCCCUUGUUGAAUCUCAAUUUGUCCUUCCAAGGCUUCUUGUGAGUAAGCCCACAAUUUCCAUCCUUAGCUUCAGAAUUAACCAAUCCUGUUUCUGUGCUCCCCAAUCCCUGGCUGAUCUCACUAUGGCCCUUAGAUUGGACCAUGAAUCUUACUCAUCUUAUAUCUGUAUGUGCCUAGAUCAGCACCUGUAGAGAUCUAAUGGUUACUGUCAGCUAAAGUCUGAAUGUGUCCUCCAAAGACCAUGUGUUGGAAACUUAAUCAUCAAUGCAACAGUGUUGAGAGAUGGGACUUUUAAGAUGUGAUUAGGGGCUGGGAUUGUAGCUCAGUGGUAGAGCACUUGCCUGGAAUGUGUGAUGCACUGUGUUUGAUUCUCAACACCACAUUUAUAUGUAAAAAGUAAAAAAAAAAAAAAAAAAAAG
This is a messenger RNA of Sciurus carolinensis (gray squirrel), 6537 nucleotides long. It is a transcript of the gene Rpl7l1, whose product is annotated as ribosomal protein L7 like 1. The transcript is spliced from 7 exons. Gene Ontology annotation, biological process: maturation of LSU-rRNA from tricistronic rRNA transcript (SSU-rRNA, 5.8S rRNA, LSU-rRNA). Lineage: Eukaryota; Metazoa; Chordata; Mammalia; Rodentia; Sciuridae. The record is from RefSeq and is a predicted model, not a curated record. The coding region runs from base 580 to 1320 and encodes 246 amino acids. Gene Ontology annotation, cellular component: cytosolic large ribosomal subunit. Gene Ontology annotation, molecular function: RNA binding; structural constituent of ribosome.